GAAAGUAAAGGUGACUCCAAGAAGCUAUGGAAUGCUGUUAACGAAGCAUCUUCUAGGAAAUGUCAAUCGUCCAACCCAACUUGCAUUAUCUCGGAUGGAGUUGAAUAUACAAACAAUAAAUCGAUUGCUUCUAUUUUGAACAAACAUUUCGCUACUAUAGGUCAAUAUCUUGCCGAGAAGCUACCCGCUAUAACACCAAGUUAUGCAUCAAGUUACUAUCUAUCUAAUGGUCAACAUUAUAAUAUCCUUCCCGUUGAUGAAUCUUUCGUUAUUAAACAUCUAAAAUCUCUCAAAGCUUCGAAAGCAACUGGUUUGGACAAGAUAAAUAUAAAGCUACUUAAAGAUGCAUCAGAAAUAAUUGCUCCUUCGAUUACAAAGCUCAUAAAUCGAUCCAUUCAAAAUCAUACAUUCCCUUCAAGUUGGAAAUGUUCGAAGGUAUUUCCUUUGUAUAAAUCUGGGGACAGAGCGAACGCAACUAAUUACCGUCCAAUAUCAGUUCUACCUGCAUUGAGCAAGUUAAUGGAAAAAGCUGUUUAUACUCAACUUUAUGAUUAUUUAACAGAACAUAACAUUCUCAAUGAUAAUCAGUUUGGUUUUCGCCGAAAGUGUUCCACAACAACAGCACUCUCGAGUUUUGCUGACGAGAUUCUGGCCAGUAUGGAAAAGGCAGAAGUGUGCGGUGCCGUGUUUUUGGACCUGUCCAAGGCCUUCGACACGGUCGAUCACGCUGUUAUGCUGAAGAAAUUAUCUGAAGAUAUAGCAUUCUACUGA
Molecule: messenger RNA, 771 nt
Organism: Paramuricea clavata
Lineage: Eukaryota; Metazoa; Cnidaria; Anthozoa; Malacalcyonacea; Plexauridae
Source: the annotation of a GenBank genome assembly